CGGUCUCGUAACACCGAUGCUCAGUCGCCUUAGUUGAAUGUCUGACCCAGCACUUUGGACACCUCCGGACUCACCGGAGUUUAAAGGGACAGGUGCUAUAUUUUUUGAAGAUUUAGAUGCAGACUUCUUGGCCGAAAUCGAUUAUGAUGUGCAACAACCAGUACCGUUUUUAGGGUUAUGUUGUGAAACAGUAGAUCCAAUCAAGUUUUUGUCACGUUUUGAAACGAAAACAACCGUUGUUCAGUGGGCUGAUCCUCAAGAGAUUUUAUGCUUACUGAGAAACAAAUUAGUCUUGCUCAAGAAAUCCACUUCUGAAUUCCAGCGGGGUUCUUCAGUCCUUAGGAACGAUGUUUCAUUCCUACUUUUCGCACUAUAUUCCUCCGUAACGGAAUCGGAGUUUGAAAAGCGUACAGUUGUACGAUUAGUUGGCUGUAUCCGUUCAAUUUUGGGUUUCCUGGGACCAUUUGCGAGUUUGGUGAAAGAAGAAGCAAACAAAAAUCUUAUUCAUGCUCACUUGGAAAUAUGGUUGACAGUGCUGAAAAUCUUCAAUUUUCUUUGCAACAAAGCAGAAUAUGUGGUACUCGUAAAUGAGACGCUUGGAUUAAAACCACAGAGUUCUUUAAACGCGUGUGGUUACUUUCUGGAUAUUGUGUUGGAAAAUUUAAUACUUUAUUCAGGAUUGACUAACAUUCGAAGGUGCUCGUGUGAUGCACUCUUAUGGGUCGUCAUAAUCCAUUUCGUAGAAAAGACUCAGAAAAACUGGUUCAAAUUUUUCCAUGGGAAAAUGAUCAAAUUGAAUGCUCAACAAAGAGCAGAAUUUCCUGAAUUCAAUACUUUAGAGUGUAUUCGUCCUAAUUUCAAGUCCUACUUUCAAUCCUCAAGUUUAGAUAUUUCCCACCAAUCUUCUAUGACUGUGUGGUCUUUGUAUUGGAAUGUACUUGCAUACACUACUCCCAUACACAGUUUGUAUGCAGACCAUACAAAUCAGUCUAAGGUUGGGUUGGGGUCAUUACAGAAGUAUUCCGUUGUGGUCUGGUUGAUUCGCCAACAGUUCUUAGGAGAGGCUAUUCCUAAUAAUAGCGAAGUUCACGUUUGCCUUACAAGUUUACUUCGUUUAUCUGAAACAUGUGGGAUAAAUUUAGAAGUAGUGAGGUCUUUAUGGUUGUAUUUCAAAAGUUGGCUAAGCACAGGAUUUGAUACUUCAAACAGAUCUUCAGGUUUACUUACACCUAGUAUGAGUUUCAGAUGUUGGUACAACAAGGUAAAACCAGCGGGUGAGGCCAGACAAAAUUUCGUUAUGUUUUGUUCACUUCUCCGGAGAUUAUCGUCAUCAGACACUGAGGAGCUGUGUACAACCUUGAAAAUCCCACUGUUGUCACUGACUAAGCCAAGUAUUUCUUACUACUUUUUCAUAUGGGCUAAUUUAAUUGAAGAAGCUUUGGAUACAUUAUCAGUGAGCAUAGGCAACAUGGAUUGUAAUAAAAUAAGUUUAUUGUCCCUGGUUGAGAACAUUGUUGAGAUAUCUUCCUCGUUAUCGGAAUCGAAUAAUGUCGCCCAAAAAUCACUACAUAAUUGGGACCCGAAUCGCGGUUGUAUUCUUCUUCAAUGUUUGCAGUAUCUACUAGUUAUGUUUGGAGAAUAUGGAUGCUUGCAUUCGGAAUUAAAUAGUUAUUUGCUUUGUUUGUUACCAGUUGUUGAGAAAAUCAAUGGUGUCAUUAUUUCCUUACGCCGUAGUCUGUCUCUGUCUAACGAGCUUCUUUCUACGGAAUCAGAAUUCGCUUUAACACACCGUCCAGUAGCAUGCAAUCGAUUGUCUACUUCGAGUCAUAUUAGCGACCUCACAUCUAUCUCAAUUCAGUUUCUUGUCGAUCUUCUGCUUCCAAGUAUUUCCACUCAUGUUUCACUACCUUCAGGUCGUAUUUUUUUAAUCAUACAGUGUUUAGGCUCAUCAUAUUUUGAUUCUAUUAGCUGGCCUUUUGAUAUUAAGUGGAACGAAUGCAUCUUGCAAUUACUUGAAGCUGUAUGUUCGUUAGAAUACUCUGAAUCAAACUUAGAAUUGUUUAGCUUCUUUUGGAGUUCUGUUUAUCCUGCGUUUAAAAGGGCUAUUUCUAGACAGAAUACCAAAUGUGCUCCUAUACCCGUGAAUCUAUUAUCGAUCCUAUCCAAAAUUGCACUAUAUUUUAUUCGUUUAUCCAAUAUCUGUUUUUCAUACUGGAGCGAACAUAAAUCGACCAUCUAUCUUCUUGAUCCCGCUGACCUAUUUGAUUUGUUCACAAUGAAUCCGUCUAUAGAUUUUUCGUUUCAUUUUAGUAUUAUGAAAGCAUUUUAUGGCACAUCUAGUACAAUUAAAGAAUUGGUUAUCAUUCUUAGCUCAAGUAAAAAGGAAACUUCUACAGUUGCUUGGUUAUUCUUCGUCGCUUUACUAACGUAUUGUUUGUUUGUUAGAACUGUAAAUUCGUUUUCGACAGAAAGUCAUGAUGAUUUCAUCUUUCCGUCUUUUAUAAGCGAAAUUCGUGCUUAUCUGCCAAAGCAAAUAACCAUUUCAACAAUCUCCAAUUUAGAUCCUGAGACCAUUUUCAUUAAUAUAGCUGCUUAUUUCGAUGAACUCUCUACAUUUCAAGCUCGGAUGUUAUUCAAAUCUGUUUUUGUUGAAUAUAUCGGUCGAUUAAGUGAGUUUAUUUGUACAUGUUGCUCUGUGUCCAGUUCUGCACAGGAAAGUGGUUUUGGGUUGAGUCACACGACACAGAACAGUUUCUUAAAACCGGAGGAUUUAUGUGGAAGCGGUUAUCGAGUGGCAGGGAUGUUAAUUCGUUAUUGUUCAAUGUUACUUUAUUCUCCAGUCACUACCGAAGGCUCAGUAUCAAGCUUUGAGAAAUUGGUGAAUCACUUUUUUCUUCCACGACAGUUAUACGAAACACAGGAUUCUAACAGAUUUUCUACUCUCAACGAAUCUAAUAUAUUCCCAUGUUAUGUUAUGGAGUCCAUGCAAGAGCAGCUACCUGAACUUACACGUGGUAUUGCUCAAUUAAAUUGGAAAAGUGAUCCUUAUCUAUGUCGCAUAAUAAAAGACAUUGUCAAAAUACAUUAUAAACACCUUGGUCCAGGAGCUAUUGCCUCAAUGGUACUAAAUAGCCCUACAUUGGAUUUUCGGACUCAUAUUUUGCAGUUUGCCACUUACGAUCAAAUUAUCUAUCUGACUGAGAGUAAAGCUUUGUCCGUUUCUGGUUGUGAACAAAUCACAUAUCAGCGCAACAUUCUGUCUAAUGUAGGUCUCAAAGUUCUAUUUUUCAAAGCUUUGGUUUCAUAACUAACCAGUUUUCUCUACUUGACAUUUUCAUGUUAUUAUUCUUAACAACUCUAACUUUUUUGAAAAUUCGAUCCUUUUCUAAAUGAUCUCGUUUAUUGAAUUAAGUGCCUUCAUAUGCCUCUGCAAAUUUGUCAGAUUAGAAUUGGAUUUCCUUGCAUUUUCUUCCUUUGAAAACAGUAGUUAAAAGGCAAUCAAUGUACAAUAGCAUUGUUUGCAGCGUGAUUCGUGGUUAGAUUCUGUGUAUUACAUUUCCGUUGACUAACUUAUAAUAAGACUAUCGCUGUAAGAGACAUUACUGUACAUCUUUGAUCUGAAAUGAAUUUCUGAAUGAAUGGAAUGAAAUUUCAUCCCGAAGUCAUGACAUGGGGAUGUCAUGACUUAAAUAGAGGACACUUGAAGUUCUCAUUAGUAUACACAAAAAAUGACAUUAAUUUUAAAAGGCUUUCAAACUCAAAAUAUCAUACAAGAAACAACAUUUUAGCUUGAUGUCGUGUGUUAAUAAGAUAGGUGGUUUUUAUAUAAUCACUAACUUCAAUUAUCAACUCGCGUUACCCCUUUGUUUGAUAAUGUUUUUGGCUAAUGUUUUCCCAAAGAUCAGGUUAAUCUGUAUUUCCCCAACUUAAGUAUAAAUUUGACGGCUUAGUAAUCUAAAUAUUUGCGAUAUUAAAAUUAUUUUCUUGUAACAUUUGUAGCUGACUCUAAAAAGUCUUACCAACGAUAUCCCCCGUCUUUCGAUUAUCCGUAUUCAAGAUUAGGGUAAAUGAAUGUCAGUUCUCCCAUAUACCAUCGCAAAAUCUAUGUUUUAAAUUCGCUUAUCCGAGAACCUUAUGAGAUCUUCGACUGGUCUAUAUGAUGUUGUUGUCCUACUCUAGUCUUAAAGUAGCUUUAAGUCACUGGAUCCUCAUUAAGUCGUUUAUAUCUUCCCUUGUUAGGUAUAAUCAAGACGGGAAAGAACUAGCCUAAUAAACUCUGUUGUUAUCGCCAAAUACUUCCUGACUGAUUGCAGCCAAUAUCUAGUAGAGAAGGAAUAGAUGUGUAAAUUGAGGAUGUUUCAAACUUGACAUUUUCUUCAACUCGCCUUUGCUAUUUCACCUCUGUUUUUAUUAGUUAUUCUAUCAAUAAGUUAUCAACGAUAUUGUAAAUCUCAUGACUGCUGUCUUUUAGCGUGAACAAAGUUCAAUCACAAUUAAUUAUGCCAUUGAGUGUAUGGUUUUAAAUCAGUUUCUUAUUGCCAUCGUGUUCUGUUGCUACCAAUUUACUGAUUAAUAUUCUAUAUUUUUAGUGGUCGAAUAUGUUCUAUUACUAUGUAGUUAUUAUUUCACAUGCGUUUAUCUGAUUAUUAUUCGAAAUCGGAGUUAUUGCAAAUAAUUUCUUCUCCUUUAAAUUAGUGGGUGGAUUUCGCAUAUUCAAUAUACUCCAAUACAUAUUCAAGUGGUAUUUACCUGAGGUUAGUUGUCGAACUCUCUUCCAGACAUCUCCAUCCUUUAAGUGCAUUGCUUUUUUAUCAUCAGUAUAUAUAUGUAUAUAUAUCAUGUCGGUUGUAUGAGACAGGACAUUUAAUACGUACUGAUAAGACACGUUAGUAUGCCGUUUUUUAUUACGUAGACAAACAACUAGGCAACGCUGCAGACAUACUUCCUGUACUCAAAUCUACUGCCAUAUUUUUUUAUGUUUGAUGGUAGCUAGUAGUGUGACAUCUCAUAGUUCAUAAGUCAUUUUACCAAGUACCCAAAAAUGAGCUGUCUAACAAUCAUGUAAUGAGAACUAAUUUACUAUUCAUAACUAGACACUACCGGUGUUACGAAUAGAAAACGGAGUGACUCGCAUAUCAUAUCGAGUGUACUAAUACCUAAAGAUGGACUUGUAGUUUAGAAGUUUUUCAGGACUUACUUUAGUAAUAAAUAAUGGGUCGUAAUUGAUGGCGAAAACAAUCGGGUAAUGUCGCUAGUUCGAACAUGAUAGAAGCCAACUAGCCAGAGUAUCGAACUCCAUACGGUCAGUGAGUUGAAUUGUAAUUAUAAUUAUCAGAUCCCGAAUAUAAAUGUAAAUGGUAACUUAGCUUUAUGAGAAGAAAUUAAGGUGCCUGGCAAAAGUAUUUACUGAAAAUCAAUUUACCCAAACUGUUGCAUCUAUUACUCUGUAAGUUGAGUAAGUAUACUGUUAAAUGUAUUUUUUUCUAAGGUUAUCUAGUGGUGGAUAGUAUGCAUCCAAACACUAGUGCACCUAAGUAAUUUUCACUACUAAUUGUUGUGAUUUUCCUAUACGUUACCUACCUAAUGGACAACCAGCUAACAUUAUCCAACAAGAAUCUCGAUUAUAAAUCUUUCUCGUCUACAGACUAACGUCCUAUAGUUUGGAUAAUUGAAACACCUCGACGGACAAGGAAUAACCUACUGGUCCACAACACGCACCUGUUCUGUCCUUGUAUUUAGUCCGAAGUAAAAGGAUAUAAUGAGAAGCAAGCUUCCAUCAUCAUAUUUCAUUCACUCAGGUGAACCGCAGUCCGUUGUCCAAAACCAAUAUGGGGAAUAUGAAAGUAUUGUAAUCAGGUUAUUUAAUAUACAAAAUAAAAAUAUGUGAUAAUAUUCCCUAAAAUAGAUCCAAAAGUCAACAUUUUCUCGGUAUUUGAUUCUUUAUAGUAGUACUGAAAGCUUCUUUUGAGUUUUGGUCGCUUACUUAAUAAUUUGUCUCUGUAUUAUUAUAUGUUCUAGUUGAGAUCAGUACAAACAUCAAUAUCCAGACAUCUAAAGGUUUUUUGCUUUAUUUAUUAAGAGAACAUUUUCAGAAAUGUGAUCGUAUUCAUACAAUUUUGAAAUUACAUAUAUUCCCUGCGUAUCAUUCCUUUUUUUUUACAGUGAUGCUCCAUUUUUAGUUUCCCCUAUUCUACUGUCAAACACUUUAAAAGAUUUAACUAGCGCAUUGAAUUCUGAUAGUCGCAAACACAGUAUACAUAUUCUUAAAACGUAUAAAGAAGCGGUCACAUCGGUAGCUUGUAAAGAAACAAGAUCUCGUAUCCUUGAGCUCUGCUGUAACCUGGAUAAGAAAACCAUGGACCCUUCAUGCACUCUUGUCGCAUAUUUUGGUCUAAAAUAGUAUUUCUUUCAGCCUGUUCACAUUAGUGAGACACGAAUUAUGUGUAACGCACCCUAAAAAUGAUAUUUACAUUCAAUAAAGUUUUUUAUCACUUCGUCUUAA
This is a messenger RNA of Schistosoma guineensis, 6502 nucleotides long. NCBI's taxonomy places the organism in Eukaryota, Metazoa, Platyhelminthes, Trematoda, Strigeidida, Schistosomatidae. The record is from the annotation of a GenBank genome assembly.